CUUUUCUUCUCACUCACUCCUCACAAGCCACAACUAUUCCCCAUCCUGUUUUUCACUAGAAGAAAAAGACAUAAAAAAGUACACAUUAUUUUUCAUUUUGUGUUAAAUUUCUCUGGCAAUUCUGACCUGUGCGACUCGACCCGACAGUGCAACCCUUCCGAAAUGAACUUUCGACCUAAGUUCAAACAGUUACUUUUUACCACUACGACCGACAUCGGCAGCGCUGUCGGUGCGUGAAAAUUGUGAUAUUUAUUUAUUUACUAUUGUGCCCUGUUUUUACCCUUUUUUUUUCUAUUUAUUUGAUAUUCUCCACCUAUCACCAUCUCAUUCUUAUUAGUGGGGUUCGUGGGGUUGUGAAAAAGCUGCAAACUAUUCGCUGAUCUUCAAACCCCACUUCCAAAAACGGUUACUUUCUCUCUUUUAUAAACCCAAACAUCUCACUUUCACUUCAACUUCAACCAAAUCUUUCUGAGCUUUUUGAUUUGAUUCAUUCUGCAAUGGUUGAAAACUGGGUUUUCCGAUGGGUGGUGUUGGUGGUUGCGGCGGCGGUGAUGGGCGUGGAAGGGCUUGGUGUGAACUGGGGAACCCAAGCGACCCACAAGCUGCCACCGGCGACGGUGGUUCAGUUGAUGAAGGAUAAUGGGAUUCAGAAGGUGAAGCUUUUUGAUGCGGAUGAUUCCACCAUGGCUGCUCUUGCUGGGUCUGGGAUUGAAGUCAUGGUUGCAAUCCCUAAUAAUCAGCUUGCUGUCAUGAAUGACUAUGGUCGAGCCAAACAAUGGGUUAGGAAGAAUGUCACUCGUUACAACUUCAAUGGUGGAGUUAACAUCAAGUAUGUUGCAGUUGGGAAUGAGCCAUUUUUGAAAUCUUACAACAAUUCAUUCUUGAACAUUACUCUACCUGCACUGCAGAACAUUCAAAAUGCCCUCAACGAAGCCGGUGUCGGAGAUACCGUAAAGGCUACAGUGCCCUUGAAUGCUGAUGUCUACCAGUCUCCACAGGAUAAUCCAGUUCCUUCAGCAGGAAUAUUCAGGCCUGAUAUCAGUGGUCUCAUGACUCAAAUGGUGCAAUUUCUCAGCAAGAACGGCGCACCAUUUACCGUGAACAUCUACCCCUUCUUGAGUCUCUAUGGGAACGAUGAUUUUCCUUUCGACUACGCCUUCUUUGAUGGAGUACCAAACCCCAUAAUUGAUAAUGGGAUUCAAUACACCAAUGUCUUCGAUGCGAACUUUGACACCUUGGUUUCUGCUCUCAAAGCAGCAGGGUAUGGAAACAUUCCUAUUUUGGUAGGAGAAGUAGGGUGGCCUACAGAAGGGGACAAGAACGCCGAUGUAGGCAAAGCUCUGAGAUUCUACAACGGGCUCCUGCCGAGGCUUGCCGGGAAUAAAGGAACCCCGCUCCGGCCCGGAUUCAUCGAAGUUUAUCUCUUCGGACUCAUCGAUGAGGAUGCCAAGAGCAUUGCUCCGGGGAACUUCGAGCGCCACUGGGGGAUUUUCAGAUAUGACGGGCAGCCAAAGUUUCCGAUGGAUCUUUCGGGUCAGGGUCAGAACAAGCUCCUCAUAGGUGCACAGAAUGUGAAGUAUCUUGAACCAAAGUGGUGCAUGUUUAACCCUGACGCAAAGGAUCUCAGCAAACUCGCGGAUAACAUUAACUACGCUUGCACCUUUGCAGAUUGCACUGCACUUGGGUAUGGAUCUUCUUGCAACCACCUUGAUGCUAAUGGGAACGCCUCUUACGCGUUUAACAGUUACUUCCAGGUGCAGAAUCAGGAUCGCAUGGCCUGCAAUUUUCAAGGGUUAGCUAAGCUUACUACAGACAAUAUCUCAACACCAUCUUGCAAUUUCAUUGUUCAGAUAGUUUCUUCUUCAUCUUCUUCUUUGGUGCCAUCUCUUGUAGCUUUCUUAUUUAUUACCUUAUCCUUCAUUCUAUUUAAUUAGGAUUGUCCUGUAGAUACAUUAGAGAUGCCAUCAAUUUUUUUAUUUAUAGUUUCAUCAUUGCUUGGAGAUUUGGAUGAUAUAGUUUGCGGAUUUAUUUUAUAAAAAUCAACUAGUUGAUGAUA
Messenger RNA from Lotus japonicus, 2056 nucleotides. RefSeq names its product glucan endo-1,3-beta-glucosidase 8-like. Gene Ontology annotation, molecular function: hydrolase activity, hydrolyzing O-glycosyl compounds. Lineage: Eukaryota; Viridiplantae; Streptophyta; Magnoliopsida; Fabales; Fabaceae. The coding region runs from base 498 to 1934 and encodes 478 amino acids. The transcript is spliced from 2 exons. Gene Ontology annotation, cellular component: plasma membrane. The record is from RefSeq and is a predicted model, not a curated record. Gene Ontology annotation, biological process: carbohydrate metabolic process.